AUGUUUUUGUACGCCGCUGCUGCACCGACUGAAGCUUCUACUUAUGCGUGGGCAGUGGGGUGCGUUGAGUUGGACGAUGGGCGUCCUGUGGUCGGGGUGAUAAAUAUUGGCCCGCAUUCAGUCACCAAUUUGGAGUUCAGUGUUCGUAUUGCGGCACAUGAAAUCGCGCACGCACUUGGGUUUGAGGUGGAAAUUUUUGAGGCGAGGAAUAUGACACAGACGAUGCCUGAGGUUCGUGGAAAGGAGAAUGUGCUCGUUGUGUCUUCACCCAAGACGCUGGAAAAGACUCGUGCGCACUUCAACUGCACAAGUGCCCCUGGAAUGGAGCUGGAGGAUGAGGGUCAGGGUGCAACGCCAUCGUCGCAUUGGAAGAGACGCAACGCAAAGGACGAGCUGAUGGCUGCCAUCAACGGUGCCGGCCACUACACGGCGCUGACGAUGGCUGCUUUUGAGGACAUGGGCUUUUACAGGGCGCAGUGGAGCAUGGCGGAACAGAUGCCAUGGGGCAGCAACUCCGGCUGCGAACUGCUGACGCAGAAGUGCCUGACUGAUGGCGUCACCCGGUACCCGGAAAUGUUUUGCCGCCCCAGAAGAAAGUUUUUGGUAUGCACAUCGGAUCGUUUGGCUCUGAGCAUCUGUAAGAUUACUACCUACCCGGACCCCCUUCCGGCACAGUUUCAGUACUUCAGGAAUCCCAGACGCGGCGGGCGUUCUGAAGACCUAAUGGACUACUGCCCCUACAAUGUCGCGCUCAGAGAGAGGCGGUGCAUUGAUGGUAAAGCAGGCGCUAUUCGUGGAAGCCGCAUUGGCCCAAGCUCAAGGUGCUUAAAAACGAGAAACCUGCAUGAUGUUUUUGGUUUCACUGGGGACGUGUGCGCCGAGGUGUCAUGCAGCAAUGACACGGUGCUUGUGCGGUAUCUUGGGAAUGACACCUGGCAUGCAUGCCCAGAGGGCAGCACUAUCACACCAACUGGGUGGUUCAAGGGCGGGAACAUUGUUUGCCCGAGGCGCAUCGAGGUGUGUGCUGUCCACUAG
Messenger RNA from Trypanosoma rangeli, 1035 nucleotides. Its product is annotated as surface protease GP63. The record is from RefSeq and is a predicted model, not a curated record. NCBI's taxonomy places the organism in Eukaryota, Euglenozoa, Kinetoplastea, Trypanosomatida, Trypanosomatidae. Gene Ontology annotation, biological process: cell adhesion; proteolysis. Gene Ontology annotation, molecular function: metalloendopeptidase activity. The transcript has a single exon. Gene Ontology annotation, cellular component: membrane; cytoplasm. Bases 1 to 1035 code for a protein of 344 amino acids.